Molecule: messenger RNA, 1243 nt
Organism: Nylanderia fulva
Lineage: Eukaryota; Metazoa; Arthropoda; Insecta; Hymenoptera; Formicidae
Gene: Vamp7
Product: vesicle-associated membrane protein 7
Biological process (GO): vesicle fusion; exocytosis
Cellular component (GO): SNARE complex; membrane
Molecular function (GO): SNARE binding; SNAP receptor activity
Source: RefSeq, a predicted model, not a curated record
CCAAGCCUUCGUCCUCACUCCCCCACUACAGUGUCACUGAUGAACUGUCAUUCACGCGCAUUUAUUGAUGAUUAUUAGAAGAGUGCAACUAGCAUAAUUUACUGGAUUACUGUGGGAAGUGUUUCAAUGUUACUGCGUAAAUUUCCGAGAAGAAACGACAGAUCGAUUGGUUAAUCAUUAUCCUCAGAUAGAUGUAAAUCCACGAAUAUAACCUUGUUUAUAGGACGUGUGUAAAUAAAAAAAAACUGCACAACAGUUCCUUUGAUUAUAAAUACUUCUCUUUAUCGAGCUAUCAAAAUGCCAAUUUUAUACAGUGUGGUAGCUCGUGGGACAAUUAUAUUGGCGAAACAUGCUGCUUGCGUUGGAAAUUUUGAGGAGGUCACAGCAAAAAUCUUGGCUAAAAUACCACCAGAAAAUGACAAACUAACAUACUCCCAAGGGCCUUAUCUUUUUCACUAUAUUUGUGAGGAUUGUCUUAUUUACAUGUGCAUUACAGAUGAUGAUUUUCAAAGAUCCAGAGCAUUUUUAUAUCUCAAUGAAAUCAAGAGAAGAUUCUUGGCUGUUUAUGGUCCAGGUGCUCAAACUGCCGUAGCAUAUGCCAUGAAUACAGAAUUUGGUCGUGUUUUGGCAAAUGAAAUGAAACAUUAUAGUGAAUCGAAAGAUUUGGAUAGAUUGUCCAAAGUUCAUGGUGAGCUAGAUGAGCUUAAAGAUAUUAUGGUGAAAAAUAUUGACAAUAUAGCGAUGCGCGGUGAACGAUUGGAGUUGCUUGUAAACAAAACGGAAAAUCUAUCUAAUAAUUCUGUUACAUUCAGAAAGACAAGUAGAAAUUUGGCGCGUUCCUUAUUCUGGAAAAAUGUCAAGAUCUAUAUUAUUGUUGGUUCAAUUUUGAUUAUUGUAAUAUACGUACUUGUCUCUAUAACAUGCGGCGGUUUGGCUUGGCAAAAAUGUGUGGGAAAUUAAUACAUAUAUAUAUGCAUGAUAAAGUAUUUUAAUCCAGUAAAUAAAUGUGAAUGGAAGGAAAUGCGCAGAAACUUAGUACGAGACUGACAAAGAUACUUAAAUGCACGAAAUUAAACAGGCAAAUUUAUUGUUAUAUUUUAGUUCUGUAUAUUACUUUUGCAUAACAGGAUACGAAUAUUGUACUAAUACGUAUAUACAUAUAUAUAAUGUACAAUAUUUAUCUAUAAUGCUUAUAAUCGUUAUUUUACAAGAAAUAUAACAAUUACAUUUUAUGGAUAAGGCA